CAAUUAAGGAUGUUAUAUAUGUUAGUUGAAAGCCAAGUAACUUCCUGCAAGAACUGAAAUCUGUCUAAUAAUUCAAAGAACAUGUUAAAAACACUCAGACUUACUACAUUGAGAAGGGAAUAUGUUUAGUACCUACUACUGAACGCAUUAGGAAGAUUUGUGAGUUACGGGCCUGGAUAAAUAAUGUUAAGUCCAACGGCAAUCGAAGGAUUGAAGAGAUUCCUGCAACACGCCGAAACAUUGCAUCCCAAUAACAAUCCCCGAAGAGAAAAUGGCUUUGCUAAAGAAUUUCAGGAAAUAAAGGAUUUAACUUCUAGACUUAAGAAGGAUCCAAGCUUUUCAACCAAGCAUGGAGAAAAAGAAACUAAUCGUACAAAAAACAGAUACAAAGACAUUUUACCUUAUGAUUAUACUCGGAUCAUUUUGCCAGAAAACAAUGGAAUUGAAGGAUCUGAUUAUAUCAAUGGAAAUUAUAUUAAGGGCCCAACAAAUGAAGUUGUUUAUCUAACAGCACAGGGACCAUUACCUAACACUGUAGAUGACUUUUGGAGGAUGAUCAUUUCACAUAAAAUACAGAUUUCACAAGAAGAAAUGGGAGAUGGAUUUGUAAUACGAACAUUGUCUGCCAAGUCAUCAAAGGAAGACUUAAAAGUCACCCAGUUCCAUUACACGGCUUGGCCAGACCACGAUGUUCCACGUUCUGCCACACCACUCAUUGAACUUACUAUGUCAUUUAGAGCUUUUGUUGGCAGUGAUAAUAAAGUUCCAGUACUUGUCCACUGCAGUGCUGGUUGUGGAAGAACAGGCACAAUUUGUGCUCUGGAUUAUGCAAGGGCACUCAUACAGUUGGGGAGGACAGAUAAUUUUAGUGUGUUCAACAUUGUAUCAAGUCUUCGGAAACAGAGAAUUGCAAUGGUUCAGACCAAGGAGCAAUACGAACUAGUGUAUAAAGCGGUGAAAGAACUUGUUAACGACGAAUUGAAGAAACAAAGGGUCAGCGGUCCCACGUCGUACUAUGUAAAUGUGGAAAUCGGCAAAGAAGCCAAAGAAGAUAAUACCUACGAGAACGUAGAUUUUAUUCGCAGCAUACAAAGGUUGCAUCAGGAAGAAAAAAAUGCUUCAAGAAAACCAGUCAGAGAACCGCCACCCUCGGCAAAUAUGGCUGUUAUUCCAGCACCUAAAAAGGACGUGGUUCUUUCCGACAAGUCAAACUUGUUGGUAUCAAAAAAGGACAAUAACGAGACCAGUGAAGGGAAAGAAAAAACACAACAGUUAUCUAAAAGACCAAGCAAAGAAAACUUGGUUCAGUCGUCUACUCAAUCAAGUAAACCGCUUCCAAACCAAAAAACAACUUCAAGUUAUGAAAAUGUUUUACCUCUGUCAGUUUCAUCGAAGCCCCCUCUAGCUCCCAGACCUGCCCAGAAUUACGUUAACGUGGUUAUUGGGUCGUCCAGUGAAAAAGAUGACGAUUAUGUUAAUAUCCCAGUUCCAAACGCGAAGAAUAAACCUGCAUCCAAACCAGCCGGAGCAAACUCGACUAUAUUAGAUGGCAAUCAAGCACAAACUGUGCCCUUUUCUAUGAAACCUGAUAUAGCUAAAAAGCAAACAUCUAAAAAUGGCGCAGAUUACGAAAUUCCACCUUCGAGUCAAGAAAUUCCAAGAAAAGCCACUACAGAACCAGACUACGUCAUAUCUCCUAUUUUUACGAAACCUGAUGCUACGGCGCCUCGUCCACAAGUGAAGGAAGGACAAUUGAUCGACUUGGAGGAACCUGGAUUGCAGUCUUCAAAAGGCUAUCCAGCAUACAAAUCAAAGCUUGUAAAGCAAAACUCCUUCGAUAAAGCACCCAUCCCAAACGAGUUGUCACCUGACCUGCAUGCGAGUAGUACUAUUAAACCAACUAAAACUAACAGACCAAGUGGACAACACAGCUUAAUUGAGGCUUUAGAUAGCCCAGGAUCGGCGGAUAAAGUUAUCAAUAAUCCCUUUUGUGAAGUGUCCAAAGAACCGCAGGUCAAAGCACGCCAUUCUACGGGAGUAGAAGCAGUAGUGUCGGAUGGAUUGCUUGGAAAACCAGAGAAACCAACAGUCAAUCCUCGACGUCUGAGCGAAGGAUCAAAUGUUACUAGCAAAAAGAACACUCAAGAUGGAUUCUUUGGAACUUAUAGCGUAGUUGAGGAGAAAGCAGUUGCCAAAGAACAGGAAAACAUCUUAAAACCCCAACCAUUAGCGCGGCCUGCUCUUGUAAAACCUUACUCAGAAUCCACGCAUCAAAGGUAUCACGAUAAAUGUACUUCAGACAGCUCGGGACCUAUUCAAAAGGCAAAUAGCACAGAAAAUGUUAACACUCGAAUUAGCAACGAACAAUCGAGUGUAAAUUCUGAUUCAUCUGACUACGCGUUGGUCAGUUCUCCUUAUCUUUCAAAGAAAUCUGGCUCUUCCAUGUCUUCCUUGUACACCAUCGCUGAUAAUAAACCCGUGACGACCAAGCCGCCUGCGGCGCUUAGGCGGAGUAACAGUGGAGUGUUGACAAGUGGCAGCAAUUCUACAAGUAAUGUAGAGGGACUUUAUGCAACAGUUUGUGCACGAACCAAGAAAAGAACACCUUUGUCAACUGACACGUGGACUUCCAACGGUGAUCUUCACUCUCAAGAAAGAAAUCUGACACGUUCACAAAACUCUACGAGUAGUCUAAGGAGUUUAACCUCGACAUCCAGUAAUGAUUCCUCAGAAGACAUUCCUCCAGUGCCAGUGAAAACGAUGGAUGCGUUCAUGUCGCCCGGUGACGAAGAUGAUGCGUACGAGGCAGUUCAAAGAUCUUCAGUGAAGUCGAGUACAAUGGAUCGUUUCAAAAAUAAAGCCAGGAAUAUAUUAAAUUCUGGAUCACAAGUCCCAAAGAUUUCUAUCGGCAAAAGGAAUGCGUCUCCCUUGAAUACUCCUCGCUCUGCUUCUCCAGAUUUGGGAGAAAGAGGCGCUUCAUAUGCGACUUGUCAAUUAGGUUAUGGAAACCGAGUAACCAAGCCAUCUGGUCCACGGAGUUGUCCUGAGCACUGGCCAAAAUUCUGAUAAAUAACAACUAGUGAAAAACUAAUGCACUUCAAUUGAACAAUAAGAUAAAAUGGUUAAAAAACUAAUCACUAAAAAAUUGUUAAUACUUGAUGAAAUGCGAAGAUAUGUUCAUUUUAUUUUUGAUACAAAACAGUCAAAAUUUAAAAGGAAUUGAACUUGGCAAAAUAUCAUAUAUAAAUAAAGAUGUAUAGGCUGCAGUAAGGUAGAGGAUUCAGAUCUUAAUUAUUCACGUAUCGUAAUGUCUUGGUGCAGACUCAAAAGUGCUAAUGACUUUAAUUUCAAAUUGAAAUAUUUUAGUAAAAACAAAAUAUUUUCGUGCUGAACAAAAAUAGCUUUUCGUUAGAGGUAAAAAUAUUUUGCCUUAUCGUACGAAGUGAAACUGAAAAUUAAUUUUAAAUAUUCAUGGCUUAGUAUUGAACAAAAAUCAUUUAGUCAUUUCUAUCAGUAAUGAUUUGAAGGCAGUAAGCCAGUCAAAUAUUAGAGAAAUAAAGUCUAAAACAUUCUUAACGAACAUCACAGUCGUAACGAAUAUGACUUCUUUACUAGUGUUCAUUUUUAAUUAAAACACACUUGUAUUAUAUUUGAAAAAUAAAUGAGUCAAAUAUUUA
Molecule: messenger RNA, 3677 nt
Organism: Actinia tenebrosa (Australian red waratah sea anemone)
Lineage: Eukaryota; Metazoa; Cnidaria; Anthozoa; Actiniaria; Actiniidae
Biological process (GO): protein dephosphorylation
Cellular component (GO): nucleus; cytoplasm
Molecular function (GO): non-membrane spanning protein tyrosine phosphatase activity
Source: RefSeq, a predicted model, not a curated record